GGUUCCCACCGCUCCGCUCUACAGAAUAGAAAAAAAAUCGGGGCUUUUUUGGCAACGGGAGAGCAGGAACCGGAGCUUUAACAUAGAGGGUGAAAAAAGGAAGGAGGGAGGGAGAGAGAGAGAGAGAGAGAUGGAGGGAGAGAGGAAAGUUGUGGUUGCUGCUCUCCAGUUUGCUUGCUCCGACUUCGUCUCCGAUAAUGUCGACACUGCCGAAAGGUUGGUUAGAGCUGCGCAUAAGAAAGGUGCAGAUAUUAUUCUAAUUCAGGAGCUAUUUGAGGGGUAUUAUUUCUGUCAAGCUCAAAGAGAGGAUUUCUUUAAAUGUGCCAAGCCUUACAAAGGACACCCUACAAUUUUAAGGAUGCAGAAACUUGCCAAGGAGUUGGGUGUUGUAAUACCUGUGAGUUUCUUCGAAGAAGCAAAUAAUGCUCAUUAUAAUUCCAUAGCCAUCAUUGAUGCUGAUGGAAGUGAUCUCGGACUUUAUAGGAAAUCACACAUUCCAGAUGGACCAGGAUAUCAAGAGAAGUUCUAUUUCAAUCCCGGUGACACUGGUUUCAAGGUUUUUGCUACCAAGUUUGCUAAAAUUGGAGUAGCAAUUUGUUGGGAUCAGUGGUUUCCUGAGGCUGCAAGGGCUAUGGUCCUUCAAGGUGCAGAAAUUUUGUUUUAUCCAACUGCUAUAGGAUCAGAACCACAGGAUGAAGGGCUUGACUCCAGGGAACACUGGAAAAGAGUAAUGCAAGGCCAUGCUGGGGCUAACUUGGUUCCUCUUGUAGCUUCAAAUCGAAUUGGAAAGGAGACAAUCAAGACAGAACACGGGGACAGUGUAAUUACAUUUUAUGGGAAUUCCUUUAUAGCAGGUCCAAAAGGAGAAAUUGUUGCUCUCGCCAACGAUAAAGAUGAAGAUAUCUUGACUGCUGAGUUCAGCCUGGAUGAGCUCAAAUCUCAGAGACUCAGUUGGGGCGUGUUUCGUGAUCGACGUCCAGACCUGUACAAGGUUCUUUUGACUUUGGAUGGCGGCAAUCUUCCAUCAUAAGCCUCAAUUAUUUUCAUAGUUUUCAUGUGGUUGCCUCUUGUUGAAGUUUAUUACGUGUAGAAAUAAUAAGUUGCCUCUGCUUUGAUACAACCUGCAGAGAUAUGAAUGGUUAUCUUUUACCGAUACAUUCUUAAAUUUUUUUUAAUAAUAAUAUAUUUAUUUU
Asparagus officinalis (garden asparagus) is the source of this 1193-nucleotide messenger RNA. RefSeq names its product N-carbamoylputrescine amidase-like. Bases 131 to 1030 code for a protein of 299 amino acids. Gene Ontology annotation, molecular function: N-carbamoylputrescine amidase activity. Lineage: Eukaryota; Viridiplantae; Streptophyta; Magnoliopsida; Asparagales; Asparagaceae. The transcript is spliced from 9 exons. The record is from RefSeq and is a predicted model, not a curated record.